GGUGACCUUCAGGGUUCAGGGCAACAGUGUUGACUACUCAUGGACCUAAUUGAACACCUGGGGCAGAGUUCACUGUAACACCCACGGUUGUAUUUUUCUAAAUUUUUAAAUUUCUUUUCUAGUUUUUAACCUCAGUACAAAUUAAAUGGUUUAAUAUUUGAGGCCAUUGCAAGGACAAAAAUGGAUGAUUGGCAAGUGACAUCAUGUUGUUCCACACAAUGUAAGUGGUGAACAAAAAUGUAAAGCCUCAGUUAUUAGUAAUGUAGAAGGUUCAUGAUAUACAGUACAUGUUUUAAACAUCAUUUAAAAAAUGUUUUCAUCCCAGUCUCUGAGUGUUUCAUCUUUAAGCAGACUCCACAUUUCUGAACUGCUUCAGCAUACUGCUCAGCUGGUUCCCCCCAUAUGGCUAUAUGUGAAGGAUGGAUGUGGCUGUCAGUAAAAGCCAUAAUAGGAGUGGCUCAGCCUGGAAUAGUCCUGAGCUGAAUGGGGUGUUCCCUCCACUCACAGCCUAGACUCAUGUUUCCAAUGGGGAUUUAUGGUUGUCAGGAAGGCACAUGGGAAACAGCAGAGGUGUGAGCAGUAUCAUUACAAGAGCACAAAUCAGUGGAGCAUGGAAACGACCUAUCUGGGAGCUAAAUUGUUUCAACUUAGCUUUACCCUUGUGGGGAUAUUUUCUGGAGCUCUUUUGGUGACAGGAGUAUUUCUCUUGUAAUGGAUAUUUAGUGAUGUGGGUUAGAUAUGACCAACUCUGUAGGUUCCAACUCUUGGAUCUUGAGUUUUAGCUGCUGUGGUUCCUACUGUGAUCCUUCUUCUAAUAAAGCAGGAAUAUUUCAUUUCAAUUAAAAAAAAAAACAUUUGAAAAAAAAUUUGAUCAGGCACACUUUCUAAUAAUCUUCUGUUGAGUAUUUUUGCGAUUGCUACUUCUGCUACUAAAAUGUAAGCAAUAAUAAAUAAUGAUGAUAACAAUAAUAAUAGUAACAACAACAAUAACAUUAAUAAAGAACAAAUAGGUUCAUAGUCAUUAACCAUCACAUUAAUGCAUGGAUGCAUGGAUGCAUGGACAACUGGAAGUUCUCUGCUCCUCCUGUCUGCUCAGUCACAGGUGCUCCUCAUCCCAUCCUUGCUCUCCGCCCUCUCCGCCGCCACAACUGCGCUCAUUCGCUCUCGCCAACAGCCCGGAUGUAGCGCACAGGAGCGCGCAGUCCUCCACUCCAGAAUAACAUGGCGCUGGCAGACACUUGGCAGUGCCCACCAUAACAUUAUUACUAUCCACAGCAGCGGGCCAGGCGUAGUGCAGGAGGGACAUGUGAGCUCCUCGACACCAGCACCAGCAGGGAGAGAGAACAAAGACGAAGACAUGACAAAGAAGUCAGCUAGGAGUAACAGCAACCAGAAUAGCGGAUGGACUAGACAUUUCCAAGGAUUGCCAGGGUUUUCCAGCAUGUUUGGGAAGAAGAAGAAACGGCUGGAGAUCUCAGCUCCGUCCAACUUUGAACACCGGGUCCACACGGGCUUCGACCCACGAGAGCAGAAGUUCACAGGGCUGCCGCAGCAAUGGCAGAGCCUUCUGGCCGACACUGCCAACCGCCCCAAGCCCAUGGUGGACCCCUCCUACAUCACCCCCAUCCAGCUGGCACCAAUGAAGAUAUCUCCCAAGAUUGUGCGGUCGUCUGAAACGCCGUUGCCCAAAACCAUAGUGCGAGGUAACAGACCACCCAAAGAUGCAUCCAUUAACGGCCUGCUGGAGGAGUUUGAUAACAUCUCAGUGACGCGCUCAAACUCUCUACGCAAGGAGAGCCCGCCUGGUCCACAUCAGGCUGGAGGCGCCUCGUCUAAACCCUCAGGCAGUGGUCAUCCCAACGCUCCGGAGGAAAACGGAUUUAACCACUACUACUCCCGCUACUCCUGUGACUUGGACACUUCCAGCAGCCGCUUCUCUCUGGAUCCUAGUAAACCCAGCUUCUCCGUAGAUGGGGAGUGGGCCGUGGGGAGGCAUUAUCGGUUCACCAAACAAAAUGGACAUUCACACCCCAUACGCAGCCCUUUCUAUCCGGACGCUAUGCCUCAAAAGUCAGAGUACGGGAAACUGCCCCCGGACUACCACGCCUACCUGGAGAGCAAAGGGCGCUCAGGUGACGAGGUGGCCUCCACUGUGGGCAGUGGGGUAGGUUCCAGUGGAUACUAUAGGGCCUCUGUGGGAGGCUCGUCCAGCCAGGACUACCGGGACACUUCUGUUGGCACACCGUCACGUGCCUCGCUACACAGUGAGCAGAUUAACUACCCGGACAGCGAGUGGAGCUACGGCGGCCUACGGGACGAUUACGACAAGAGACCCAAGAGUUCUUAUGUGGCACACACAAGCCCAACACCAGCUAUUAGGCAGCGAUCCCGAUCAGGAUCUGGGCUGCAAGAGCCAAAUGUUCCCUAUGCGGCCAGUGGGACAUUCAAGAACCCUCCUCCGACCCAUUCUUACAGCUCCUACACGUACCCUCGACUCUCCGAGAGCCUGGGUAACUCCCAGACCAUGACAAAGGGAGAUUAUGAACGUCCAUCACGUGACUGCAGCCCCCACGUUACAGGUGGGGAAACCUACCCCCGAGGGCCUAUAAAGCUACCUCAGAGCCACACAAAGCCGCCCGGCUACCCUCCAGCACACCUGCCCUACCCGCCGCUCUUUCACCAUUACAAGCCCUCGCCUUACCACCAUCCCCCCUCACAGCCCAGCCCUCCGUACACCCCUCAGGGGGCCUAUUCGCAGCCUUCAUCACCUUACAUUCCCCCAGGGGCUUAUCCUCCUCCAUCCUGGGGGUCAAGCUCAGACACCCAACCCUCCAGAGUGUCCCACGAGCAAUUCAGAGCUGCACUUCAACUGGUGGUCAACCCAGGAGAUCCUCGGGAAUACCUGGACAGCUUCAUAAAGAUUGGUGAGGGCUCCACGGGCAUUGUGUGUAUCGCCAGCGAGAAACACAGUGGAAAGCAGGUGGCCGUGAAGAAGAUGGACCUUCGGAAACAGCAGAGGAGGGAGCUGCUCUUUAAUGAGGUGGUGAUCAUGAGGGACUACCACCAUGAGAACGUGGUGGACAUGUACAACAGUUACCUGGUGGGAGACGAGCUGUGGGUCGUCAUGGAGUUCUUGGAGGGCGGGGCGUUGACUGACAUUGUGACUCACACCAGGAUGAAUGAGGAGCAGAUUGCUACAGUGUGUCUGUCAGUGCUGAGAGCUCUGUCCUACCUGCACAUGCAGGGUGUCAUCCACCGCGACAUCAAGAGCGACUCCAUUCUCCUGACUAGUGAUGGAAGGAUCAAAUUGUCAGACUUUGGCUUUUGUGCUCAAGUUUCCAAAGAGGUGCCCAAGAGGAAGUCUCUGGUUGGUACACCCUACUGGAUGGCACCAGAGGUCAUCUCCAGACUGCCUUACGGGACUGAGGUGGAUAUCUGGUCUUUGGGUAUCAUGGUGAUUGAGAUGGUGGAUGGUGAGCCUCCAUACUUUAAUGAACCUCCACUGCAGGCCAUGAGGAGAAUACGAGACAACCUGCCUCCACGGCUAAAAGAAUCACACAAGGUGUCCUCGGUGCUGCGAUCCUUCCUGGACCGGAUGCUGGUGAGGGAGCCCACACAGAGGGCCACAGCCCAGGAACUCCUUCAGCACCCCUUCCUCAAAAUGUCCGGUCCUCCUUCCUGCAUCGUCCCACUGAUGAGACAUUACCGCCACCGCUGACAUUCUGUCCCUUUACAAGACUAAAAACACCUACAUGGCUAUUGUAUACACACUACCAAGGUGGCACUGCCCUCACCAAGCUAAACACACCACCACAUGGUGAUGCCCCACUAACACUCACACCUGUAACUGUGUCGUAGAUUAGUUUAAGGAAUAUCUAAGAUAAUACAUAAAACACACACACACACACACACACA
Messenger RNA from Cynoglossus semilaevis (tongue sole), 3915 nucleotides. It is a transcript of the gene pak5, whose product is annotated as p21 protein (Cdc42/Rac)-activated kinase 5. Bases 1037 to 3718 code for a protein of 893 amino acids. Lineage: Eukaryota; Metazoa; Chordata; Actinopteri; Pleuronectiformes; Cynoglossidae. The transcript has 14 exons. The record is from RefSeq and is a predicted model, not a curated record. Gene Ontology annotation, biological process: cytoskeleton organization; apoptotic process; protein phosphorylation. Gene Ontology annotation, molecular function: protein serine/threonine kinase activity; ATP binding.